AUGCAGGUCUUCUGGACUUGGCAAAAGCAUUCGAUAGGGUGCCUCAUAGUAUUAUACGGUGGGCGCUACGAAGAUGAUGUUCCGGAAGAAUAUAUUGAAUGGAAUAAAAUGAACUACCACGAAACAGCCACUUGCAGACAGCAGCCGGCCGCUCAAAAGUGUUCCUCAUCACUGCCUUCAUCAAGGUUCGGUGCUCUAUCCCUUGCUCUUCAUCACGGUGACGGACGCAGUAACGGGCCUCCUAUAACCGCCAUGCCCCUCUAUGCUGAUGAUGAAGUUGCUGGCAGAUAG
Strongylus vulgaris is the source of this 291-nucleotide messenger RNA. The record is from the annotation of a GenBank genome assembly. NCBI's taxonomy places the organism in Eukaryota, Metazoa, Nematoda, Chromadorea, Rhabditida, Strongylidae.